UUCCCUCAGAAGUCGAGCAUAUUCUGAAAUUCUGCGUUUUAACUGUUGCUGUUAGAACAUUUUUCUUUUGUUAGCUAGCAAUGGCAAUAUUCUGGAAUGUUAAAGAUGAAACAAAUCAUCAUCUAACACAGUAGACAUGGCCACAGAAUCUCAGGUAGGUAUAUAAAUGAUGCCACCGCUAAUGCAGUUGCGGACAUAUUGGGUGUAAACAAUGACGUUGAUGCGAAAUUCGCGUGAAAGCAAGACGAUUUUUUUGCAAAGUUGAAUACUAUACAUCGAUACCCGGACGUUUAUGAAAAGUGAAAAGUAUAAGGAAUUAAUAUUACUCUGUUUAGCAGACUUGAUUUCUUCAUGAAAAACCAAUUCAUCCAAGCUUAUAUACAAUACUAUACUGCAUGAUAUUAUUGGCUCAACCUGUUCAUAUUAUUAAUAUUAAUAUUUCGGCCAUUUGGGAAAAAACCUUUACGAAGGAAAAAUCUAGAAUAUUCCGACUUUAGAACUAUAAAGCUCUUGCUUGCUAUUAAUAGGACUGAAAUGUGUGUAUGUCACAGACAGCUGUAUCAGACAAGCAUACGCGUUGACUCUGCGUAUUUCCGCACGCAAUACAAAUACAAAACUUGGGUCUUUGCAAGCUAUAUUUUCCGCAUUUUACAACAUUUUACAACCAAACUUCAGUCGCAAUUUUACUAAUUUUAGUAUGUUCUUUCUAGCUGUGUCGAUUUAUUUGAAUCUCUUUGCUUGCCUAGUUUUAAAAUUAGUCUAUAAUGGGAAUUGUCUAUUGCUUUGUGAAAAGCCUUUUGAUAUUAAACGAGUGCAUAUUGAAAGCUGAAAUCAGUUAUUUGUCUCAUAACUGUUAUCAAACGCUUGGAUUAUCGAAUCGGUCGAUGAAGUCGAAGUAUUUUUUGGCGAAUUAAUAUAUGUAAUAAUAGAUCAAUAUAUAAAGUUACAUCGACAUUGUCAUUGUAAUAUUACGUAACUCACCCUCACCAUGCAGAUAUUGCCAGUGGCAUUACUGGCAAAUUUAUGCAUUUUUAAUUUAACCACCAUUAGUCAUAGGAACGAGCACGUUUUCUAACGAGUACAAUUUACCUGAAAUAUACUCGUAUUUUUCUGUUUUUCUCUAUUUGAGUCUUUUGAACCAAGUGGAAACUUGGCCGUCCCCAAAAUUAGCAUGUACAGGUAUACUUCCAGGCCAAAGCGUGAAUGGUGGCACUUGGGCAGUGCAAGAGAUCAUGUUUGAAAUUUUCUCGGCUUAGACUUAGGCCAGUGUCAAACCGGUCGAACUUUUCAUGCGCCGAACCUAAUGUUAACGAGCUAAGUUCUUUGUUUCACUUCAUUUGCACUUGAUUAGGUUCGGCGCAUGAAAAGUUCGACGCGUGACCGUGGCCUUACAGUCUUAGACUAAGUGAAUGCAUUUGGAUGAUUCAUAUAGGUGAAUGGAGAGCACUGACACGCACACUGAUCGGGAAAAAUCAGAGCUCGAACGAACAAACAGGUGCGAAACAAUCAGUGAUCAAACAAGCUUAGAACAAGGCGAUUAUAGCGGUAUAACAGUUGAAAUAUCUGACCAUUCUUCACGAAAAAGACGAACGGUCCAUCAAUUGAGUGACGAGGAUAUUAGUACUCAUGAGAAGAAGAGAAACUACGAACUUGAAGCAUCUGUUCAAUCACUUGUCUUACAACAGAAAGAAACCACUUUUGACACUGAAAAGCAACAAGACGAUUUAAAACAAACCUCUCCUCAUAGACAUAUCCAUAGGCAUAGGCCUAGACCAAGCAAUACAAGUCCAAAGAAAGGGUUACUCCAGCGUCAACAAGGGCAAGAGGCAGAGAUAAAGCAGGCUACGUGUCAAACAAAAGAUAAAGCAGAUAUCAAAAGCAGUUCCAGCAGUGAGAUAGCAACCACUGCCACUGGUAAACAGUCAAAUCCAGUACUAGAAAACCUUGUUCAAACUUUAUUAAAAUAUCCCAGUUUGUUUCAAAAAGACGAAGACGGGGAUACGUGAGUAUACAUCUCUUCACUUUAAUAUUUUAUAUUUAAAAAUAUACUAUUUUAUACUAAUUUAUACUAGUCUAAUAUUCGUUCAUCUCAUGCAGAAGGAGUUGUGUAUUAAAGGAAUGCAGAUAUCAGUACAAUAUGUAUUAUGACACAAUUCGCUUUUCAGUCAUUAUUUAAUCAGUAUGAGACUCCACUGUCACUGACAACCUCAACAAACAAAAAUACUUAUUAUUAACAAUAUAUAAUUUUUUAAAACCACAAACCGCUGAAAUAUAUAUAUAUAAUGUAGAGUCCAUUGAAAUACUUUAACAAUUUAAAUUGUAUUUAAAUACGAUCAAUUACCAUUUACAUUCUUUAAUUUCCGGUUACUGGCAUAUGCAUAAAAAACAUUCUGAGUCACACAUAGCCUCCUCCGCAAGCAUCUGAAGCCGAGAAACCCAUGUGAUCACGGGAUGCCUGCGGAGGGCUACACGGAAAUAUGAUUUCGGCCGUCUUUACGGCCACUGUACAACAGUUAAUAUGUCCAAAUAAGAAAGAAUGAUAAGAAUGUUGCAAUAUACUUCAUCUCGGUUUCAAAAAACAGUGGCAUGCUGUGUAUGCUUGGCAUGGCGGCAAACCUACAUUAGAAUAUUUUAUAUUUAUCAUAUUUAUGUAGUAUUUACAUGUAUUUUUACAUUGAAACCAUUUAGGAUUCUACACUUGGCUAUAGUUCACAAAAAUAUCAAUUUAACAUUUGCAACAAUAUUGGCUAUGGUUAGAAGAAAACAGGAGAAUAACAAGGUCAAGGGGAUCGACAUUCAAAACGAAUUACUUCAGGUAAAAUGACCCUUCUCAUAUGCGUCUCUCUAUUUCUCUUUGUCUAAGGUUCUUAUACAGGAAAUGAAUCUUGUGAAAGGUUUAUGUUUUAUUUCUGGAAACUGUCAUUGGUAUACACUACUUUUUAUGAAAGAGAGGAACGAGGAAUUGAGAGGAACGAUCCUAUACCGAUCUUGGGCUAAGAAACAGACCACAAGCUCCCUGGUAUGAUAAGCAGGACAUCAGUUACCACAAAGAAGAAAAAAAGGCAACGAUUAAAGGCAGAAAGACCUGACAGAUGACUAAAUUGACAUCAAACUUUUAUACGUAUAAAGAAGGGCAUGCAAUACGUUGCAACUUUAACGAAAUUUAUACUUAUGAAAAAAUGACUCUAAAAGUGUAUCAACAACGUGUUUUCUUAUAAGUUGUAAACUUUCAUAACACGUUCAAUUCGCAAUUAGCCUGCGGGUCGGUUUAUUCACAGAAAGCCGUACUAAAUCCAGGACAUUCCCUCUUCAAUGACAGAGCUCAACAAAGUCAUUUAAAAUGUCUCCUUUCUGUUCAAAUUAAUCGACUUGCAAAAGAUGCAAAAGAAGUACAGCUUAGCUAUUCACGGCCUCUGGAAAACUUUUCCCAAUGGAUGAUUCCAGCUAUAGACAAACUUUUGACCUAGACUUAUACUGUCAGGCCAUCAUAAUAUCCACCGUGAAGGCGUAAUGUUGAGCACUUUAAGGUAGCAGUUGCAAGCUGUAACCCAGAAACAGCAGCCAUUAAUUUUAAACGAGGACCUGCUCACAGCUUGUAAAGGUGCAACACUUGAAUUAAUUAAGCGACUAAACAGCAGGUGAUAGUCCCAUCCUUGUAUAAAUAUUGAUAACUGUGCCAUAUGUCUAAGAUGUAUCUACAAAGAUGUGAAGGUCUGAGAUACCGAAGACCUGGAAGUUCCAAAAGUUCUUUGAUCAAACCAUUGAUAAUUCCAGAUGCUUCUAUUGAAUACCUCUUUCACAUUCUAGUUACAACUCUUCUUCUUUUCUCACAAUUUGUUCUAGUUGAUUAGUCUCUUGUUCAACUCAUGCCGGCUACUUGAACCACGUCUAAACAGUAUCCUUACAGUGCUUACACAAUUCGUUCGGUUUGUAGUCGAUCGGUUAAUAUUCUUCUAACUAUCCAUAUUUUUUACCCAGAGUGCUGCUACUACAUGCAAUCCUUUCUUUCGGUAACGUAUAGUGGGCCUGCAUAAUCCAUUCCCAUAACCCGAUGCGUGGUUGUUGGUAAGUUCACUGGAGGAGGCGUAGCGUAAGCGAAGAAAUUAAGAAAAAGUUGUACGUCGAUGAUUUUGGUAACUGGAAGAACUUCGGUACAAGAAGUGCACGAAAAGAAGUCGAAUUAUUUUAAGAAGUUUCUUUCCAUUUACACAAGUGAAAAUCAAACGUCAAAGAGUUGGAACAAAAUUAACAAUCAUAAUAAUAGUUAGUGAUAAUAGUUAGUGAUGACACCAGUUUUGCGAAACAACAAUUGAACGAUAAAUAUAGAAAACAGGCAAGCUACUUGGUCUGAAAUGGGAUAAAAAGCAGUUCAAAAAGGAGACUUCUGUACAGAGAAGCUUGCGAGCAAUAGUGCAAUUAAGUGCGACUCAAAACUGCCUGACGAAUUGGCUACACGUUGGGUGCCGAUGCUUGCAAAACACUUCCCUCUUCUUGCAAACUUGCAAAACACUUCCCCCUUCAAAUUAAGCCAAGAAGAUCUAUAUACCACUUGCUCAAAAACCGGCUAUUCAGAGCGAAACACUUCACUGAAGCUUCGGCUUCGGCAAUGCAACUGGUGAUGAGGUAUAGGUAGAGUGUGUACGUUGUGGUCACUCAAGAAACCUAAGUGAAUCAAGAUUUGUUUGUGCGAAAGCAAGACUUGCCGAGCUGCUUGGGUAUACCUAGAGGAGAAUUGCAUUGAAUUUUCGAAUGAAGGGUUUCUUGAAAAAAUUUUGAACUAAAGCUAAUCGCAAUAAAAAGAAUUUAGUACAAGCGCUCGUUUUUAGAUGCUUCGAAAUAUUAAUCUUCGAAGUCCCUUGGGGACUUAAUUAAGUACGUUGUUGUUUAAAACUUUACAAUCACCGUUCAUAAUGCCAAAGCUAACAAUUCCGGAAAGAACAUUCAUUGUUGAAAAGUAUUUUGAAACAAAAAGCGUUGUUGCAGUGUUACGACAAUUUCAAAUAGCUUUUCCAGGACAUAAUCUUCAUCGAGCGUUUGGCGUAAUGUCAACAAAUACCGACUGCAUGCAUUGAAUGGAAGAACCACCCCAUAAAGUUUAAAUCGAAAUACAGGGAACUCGGGAAGAAGAAGAGUUGUCUUGGAUAUGAGACAAAGAACGAACUUGUGUGAAAUGGAGGCCACGUUGAGUAAAUGUGUACUUCCAACUUAUUUUUUGGAACGUUUAAAUAAAUUGUGAAUUCAGCACAUCUACGUUUUUUUAAUUUUCCAAUUGCACUUACUUAAAUUGACACAGCUCUCCAGCAAUAACUCCAAACUUUAUAAAAUAAAGUAUAUAGAAUAGCUGAAAGAUCGCGAUUUCGAAAGAAUGCAAGUAUAAUGUAGAAUGUAAGUAACUUUCAUAUUCGCUUUGAAAUUUACACUUUAUGUGAGGACUCCGUUUUUUAUGAUACACCCUGUAGAACUCCACAUUUAUAUCUUUGCAUGUUCACGUUUAGUAAACAAUAGCCGUUUUAUUGUCAUUUUCGCCAAAUCAACCAAUAGACAUAGUACAUUUAUUCCCCUAUAAACUGUUUCGUCUCCCAUCGCGUUUCGUCCCCUGUGGCCCUAAUAAAACGUAUAACAUGGUUAGAAUUCUCUGUUAUCGGUAAUAAUAAAAUUUUAAAAAUAUUUCGUAUUACUACAAUCCAUAAAAAAUACAGGUUUUCACAUUCACUCCACAUUCCGCAAAUGCAACGAAAUGCAAAAGUGUCUGACCGCGUUUACAUAUAUAUUAAUGUGAUUAAUAUAUUUGAAAGAGUCCAGAUGGACGAAUUCAUGUGGCAAGAGGGGACGAAACGUCCAUAAAUCAAACGAAAUCACUGCUAUUGGUUAGUAUAGUGAUAGGCGAGAAAAACAACACACACGUGACGAUCAACCUUUUCAAAAACAUAUAGAUGAUGAGUUCUAAAAAUUUUAUCCAGUUUCAAAACCGUUAAUUAUUGUAAUAUUGCCAGUGGGAUAGCAGGAAUGAGUAACAAGCCAAAUAUUAUCAAUUUCUCUUUCAGACUCCGCUACAUUUGGCUGUACUGACAUGUCAACCUAGUAUAGUAGAAUAUUUAAUGCUACACGAAGCAGACGUAAACGCCAUUGACCGCAAUGGUCAAACUGCUUUACAUUUAGCAUGUAAGAAUGCCGACGUUGAAGAUAUACACGCACUGAGAAAGAUUACUCCUAAAGACAGUGAAAAAUCAAUUAAUGUUGAUUUGAAAAAUUUUGAAGGUAAUAAAGUAAAAAACUAUGGAUACAUAUAUAUAUAUGUAACUUGUUGACGUUACUUUUAUAUCUUUGAUAAAUUGUCCAUAUCCAUGAGGUUUUCCGCUCGACCUUGAGUACUGAAUAUAAUUUGCCAAACAGCAUAGAAUUCAAUAUAUUCCUCAAUUUUCCAAGAUUCUUCCUGACCUAUAUAUAUCCAGGGAUGGAUAUAUAUAGAUCAGAAAGAAUCUUGGAAAUUUAUCGCACCACGGGACCAUUUAGUUCUAGAAAAGUCCCCAGAAUAUUUUUGGAUAGAGAGAGAGAGAAAGAAUGAAAGAAAGAAAAGAAUGAAAAAUAAAGAAACAAAGAAACAGAAAAAAUAAGAGAAGGGAGUGAGAAAUGGAUGAACUAAAUUGCAGUGCAGAUGUGAGGUCAACAAGGGCUUGAAGGACAAAGCAACCUCGUCCCCAGGGCCUAGGUUGAGGACAAAGGUGUUUAUUUAGUACAAAUUUAAUUACACAAUUUUUUGUUCUGCCAUUGACAGUUGUCACAGAAAGAAAUUAGUCUUAAACAAAUUGAUUAGUUUAGAGAGAUAUCGUAUUUUCACAAAAUAUAAUUUGAAAAUGGAUCUAUACAUACUUCUACAUUAUUAACUGUGAUAUGAAUCUUUUACAAAUAUUUGAGAAAACUGUUACCAGGUUUAGCGCCAAUUCAUCUUGCAACUUUGUCUGGAAGUUGUGAAGUGAUUGAACAGUUGUUGGAAAUGGGUGCUGAUGUCGACCUGAAGGUGAGAGAAAAUUAUCAUGAAAAGUUUUAUAAUAUUUAUUUAACAAAUAGAUAACAUUUUGCCCGUUAUCUGUUCAGAUACACAGUAUGACGUCAUAAUGUGCAUGGUAAGUGGGUCACUGAUAUUGUUACCACCUCCUCUGCGUAUCUAUAACAGACAACAGCAAAAUGUAUCCAUUUGCUUUAUAUAAUAAAAUUGAAAAAUCAACACAUCUUAGCUCGUAUCGAAACAACGGAAUGAUUUAUAUCCAUUUGACGUGAUCUAUGAUCUAUACAUGAUAACGCAGGUCGUUGGUACCUGAUGCUUUAAAAAAACAUGCUGAUUGGCUUAAAGAUAUUACGUAAUGGCAUCAUCUGUGCGUCUGUCCUCUAUAAUGAUCAUGGCUCUCGUCCAAUGAAAAGCAGAACUGAGUUUAUUAUAUAAAAUGUUGUCAUUGACGUAGACAUGUUUGAGUCAUAAUGUGCAAAACCACUUUUCUUUGUUCCUAUCUUCGAUGUCGUAUUACUUAAAGAAUUUGAAGAAGUUCAAGAUUCAAGAAUAUGAAGGUCAGUUUUUUCAAGACGCACCCGAUCUGUGACGAUCGAAAGCAGCCGGAAACAAAAACAGCCCGAAAAGUUAUGUUUCGUCACGUGCUCACAAAAGUUUCGGAUUGCCCUGGUCGGUAACAUGCAAACGAACUAAACACUGAUGAAGUUAGGGAAGAAGCUUCUUCCACCUGAUUAAUACGCUGGAAUAAAAAUGAAUUUCAAACACUCCUUUCAUUUGUUGUUGUAGUCACACUGGCCAUUUCUACAUACCAUUUCUUGUGGCAGGCAAUACAAACUCCUGAUGGAUUAUCUGGUGCUGUUCUGACACUCGAACAGUUAUUCAAAAAUAAAGAGCUUAUGAAGUGAUGCACUGAAAAUAUGUUGUUGUGUAUACAGGCUAUAGACAAUUGCUCUGCGUAGACUGUGGAGAAUUAUACUUUGCUUGCCCAAUGAAUGGAAGCUACAGUAUAUAGUCAAUAUUUGUAAAUGAUAAGCUCUAGCCAAUCUUCGUCUCAAUGCCACCGGUUCGUGCAAUUCAUUUACAAAUCCCUUGCCUAUGUCGUUUCAAUGGUUGAGACAUUUUAUUUGGUCAACAUUUAAACAUAGUUUGGUCAACUAUACUAAAAAUUUCUCACAUUAAGCGUUAACUAUAGCUUUCUUUAAUACACGUUUCCGGAAAGCAAGUCAUCUUGGCUGUAGAGCCUCGUUUUCGUAAUUGAGACGUGGGCUUUACCUGAUACACGAAAAUGAGGCUUUGUAGCCAAAGUGACGUACUUCCCGCAAGGGUGUAUUGGCAUAAAUAUUCCGAUAGUUUAUUCACAUUCGGCUUCAAAAAUAAUUAACACUUUUGGCGGAGAAAGUCGCGUUAACCCUUUAAGUGGCAAUGCGCCCAAAUGCGCCCUACUUUAUUAUUUUACUCUGUUUAACACCAGGUUAUUUUACUGUCUAACGCCAGACGAUUUUACUCGUCAGGGGGAGAGUGCUGCCACUCAGUGGGUUAAUGAUUAUUAUAUAAUGAACGGGAUCUACAUGUAAGAAUAACCGUACAUUUUGACAAUGAAUUGGAAUCACACAUGUUUGAAUAUCCUUCUACUUUAAUUUCUGCUCUUGUAGGACAGUAAAAGCGGACGAACAGCUCUACAUCAUGCGGUUGAAGCUCACAAUCCUAUUGUAACCAGAUUCCUGCUCUUAAAAGAUGCCAAUGUAAAUGCACAAACUUUUGCUGGGAAUACACCGUUGCACACAGCCAGCGGUCGCCGUAUGGAGAAUAUUAUUCAUAUCUUGUUAGAAUUUGGAGGUGAUCGGAAACUGACAAAUUUUGAGGGUGAUCUUCCUAUUCCAGAAACUUAUUUGGUACGUUUAGUUUAAUAGACAAUUCCCAUUAUAGACUAAUUUUAAAACUAGGCAAGGAGAUGCAAUCAGCUAACACCUGUUAAUUUAUAUCCCGAUGCAGGGGUGAGUGAGGGGGGUUGUUAAAAAAUAAAAGAAAUAUUGUGGCACUUGUUUGCAAAUAAAGCAUCCCUGCCAAACGGGAAAUGUUUGUCAAAUAUUGGAGUUUUAGAUUGUGUAAAAUUCAAUGCAAACAAACGUUCUAGCUCUUAUAAUGUGUAUGUUAGAAAAUUUAUUUUCGUCAUACAUUAGAAUCGCAACAUGUAUAUAUGUCUGGGGGGGGGGACUAUUCGGGAUACCCUGUACACUACAAAGUCUAUGCUAUGCUAUGCUAUGCUAUGCUAUGCUAUGCUAUGCUAUGCUAUGCUAUGCUAUGCUACAUUGGGCUGUGGCGUGAAUGUUGUGUCAUGUUUCAUUUACUAUUUAGAUCUAUUUUAUUUCUUAGCCUUAUUCAAUGAUAAGAAAAAUUGCACAAAAAUCAAAGGAAAAGAAGUAACAACAUUUAUUGUAAUAUAAGUAUGAUAUGUAAAUUUGUACCAAACUUAAUAUAGAUUUAAUAUACUUCUAAACUUUUAGUAUAUGUAUAUAUCUUCUACUUCAUGCACAUUUUUAAAAGGGCGACAGACGACGGGCUCCUCAAAGAGGGUACACAAUAGGGAUGGCAGGCUCAUUAAUUUUGCCCAAUUCAGCUAGUAUCGGGAAGGUAACUGUGAAUUUCCAGCCAAUUAAAUUGCAACGAAAUUUCUCACAUGCCAAUAUAUGUAGAAGCGCCGAGCCAUGUUAUGUAGAAACAUAUUCACAUACUGUACUGUACUGUACUGUACUGUACUGUACUGUACUGUACUGUACUGUACUGUACUGUACUGUACUGUACUGUACUGUACUGUACUGUACUGUACUGUACUGUACUGUACUACACUGUACUGCAUUGUAUUGUGCUGUGCUGUACUGUAAUGUGGCAUGACUUAUAAUAUAUAGCAUGGCCCACCCGUUUCAUGCCACCGAUAUUUUUCAUUCUUAUUCAUGUCUUUGUUGCCUGUUGUAUGGGUACCUUCCAGGGCAGUGCAACAGAAAUCUUUAACAAUCUCUAACCUUCAGAAAUUAGGAACUGUCGUGCUUUAAAUGAUUUUAAAUGAACUGCUAGAGCACAUUAUAUUUCUAUUGCGAAUGAAAGACUAUAUACUACUUGAUAAUUUAAAAAAACUAACUGUGAAACAAAAUAAUUGUGUUCGUAGUAUCUUCUUUGUAAACAAUAGACAAUCUGCAUCAUCUUAUUAGUUAUUAUUAUCAAUUAUUUGAAAUAUUAAAAUUUGAAAAUAUUGUCAAAUUAAAAACUGCUAUAUUAACACAUAAAUUGUUUGUCAACCCUUCAAGCGUUCACUCACUAUUUGAUAACUUUUUAAUGCCUGUGAAAAAUAUUCAUAGUUACAAUACAAGGCAAUGCAAGGCCUUUCGAGUACGCUGCUUCAGUGUUAUGGGA
This is a messenger RNA of Paramuricea clavata, 10414 nucleotides long. Lineage: Eukaryota; Metazoa; Cnidaria; Anthozoa; Malacalcyonacea; Plexauridae. The record is from the annotation of a GenBank genome assembly.